CAGCUAUAGAAGGGGCUAAUCGCUAAUCUCAUAGUGCACUGAAAGCCAAGGCACCCAGGCUGUUCUCUCAGUUAGCUCCUCCACUAGCUGAAGAAGAAACACAGGACAGAGACUCUGAGAGAGACACAAGUUGUCUUCGGCAGGGGCCAUAAGGGCUGUGUGUGUCUGUGAAAUUCUUCACAUUGGUUGGAGCUGUAUGGAGGGCGUGUGUGUGUGGUGUUUUGUUGCUGAGGUUGAAGCUGGUGCGUACGUGUGAAGGGCAUGUUGUUAUUGAGUUAGUGGUCAAUCAAUGUGUUUCUGUGUUAAGAAAUUGACAGUCUUUAGUUAGUGUCGUCAGUAACACUACAGGCUUGUUUGAGGCUCUGAGCGGUUGUGUAGAUUGAAGACAGGACUGAUUUGUAUGCAAGACUAGUGAGUAAUUUUUUUGUCUUGGCAUUGGGACUUGAUUUUAUAUAGCCUAGCCUAUGUGUUGUAUGUGUUCCAGUGUGUCGGUGUGUGUUUUUGUGCGAGGAUUUGCUUCUGUGUGUGAGAGACUGGCUGUGUGCUUGAGUGUGUGUGAGCCGGUGUGUGUGUGUGUACCCACCAUGCCCCUGCCUGCGCCCGAUAUCCCAGCCUCUCAGAGGCUGGCACUGGACUGUCGUUCCCUCCUGGAUCAUCGCGUUGGCAGGGGGGUGUGUGGUUGUUGUGGGGCUCUGAGGCCACGCUACAAGAGACUGGUGGACAACAUCUUCCCAGAGGACCCAGAGGACGGGUUGGUGAAGGCUAACAUGGAGAAGUUGACGUUCUAUGCCCUGUCAGCUCCAGAGAAGCUGGACCGUAUCGGGGCCUACCUGUCAGAGAGGCUCUCCAGGGACGUGGCCCGACACCGCUACGGGUACGUGUGUAUAGCUAUGGAGGCUCUGGACCAGUUGUUGAUGGCGUGCCACUGUCAGAGCAUCAACCUGUUUGUGGAGAGUUUCCUCAAGAUGGUCCGUAAGCUGCUGGAGGCCGACAAACCCAACCUACAGAUCCUGGGAACCAACUCUUUUGUGAAGUUUGCCAACAUUGAGGAGGACACUCCAUCGUAUCAUCGCAGCUAUGACUUCUUUGUGUCGCGCUUCAGCGAGAUGUGUCACUCCAGCUACGAGGACCCAGACAUCCGCACCAAGAUCCGUAUGGCUGGUAUAAAUGGUCUGCAGGGGGUUGUGAGGAAGACGGUGAAUGAUGACCUACAGUCUAACAUCUGGGACCCCCAGCACAUGGACAAGAUCGUCCCCUCACUGCUCUUCAACCUGCAGAGUGGAGAGGGCACUGAGAGCCGCUCCCCCUCUCCCCUGCAGGCGUCGGAGAAAGAGAAGGAGAGUCCGGCGGAGCUGACGGAGCGCUGUUUCAGAGAGCUGCUGGGACGGGCCGCCUACGGCAACAUCAAGAACGCUGUCACACCAGUACUCAUGCACUUAGAUAACCACUCUCUGUGGGAGGGGAAGACCUUUGCAGUCCGCUGCUUUAAGAUCAUCAUGUACUCUAUCCAGUCUCAGCACUCUCACCUGGUCAUCCAGCAGCUGCUAGGUCACCUGGAUGCCAACAGUAAGAAUUCAGCCACAGUGCGUGCUGGGAUAGUGGAGGUCCUCCUGGAGGCUGCUGCAAUCGCUUCCAGCGGCUCUGUGGGCCCCACGGUGUUGGAGGUGUUUAACACUCUGCUGAGGCAGCUGCGUCUCAGUGUGGACUACGAGCUGACCGGCUCCUACGACGCCAGCGGAAACAUUGGCACCAAGAUCAUCAAAACACAUGAGGAGAGACAGCUACAGGAGGCCGUUAUCAGGACCAUUGGGUCAUUUGCGAACACCCUCCCUACAUACCAGCGCUCCGAGGUCAUGCUCUUCAUUAUGGGCAAGAUUCCUGUACCAGGGGUACACCCUACACUCACCAACGCAGGCUCCGGGGGUUGUGAAGGGACCAGGAUGAUCCAGAUCAUGCUGCUGAAGUCGCUGGUUCAGGUGACGACAGGGUUCCAGACCACCAACAUGCUGACGGCGCUGCCCAACUCGUUCCUGGAGCCGCUGCUGUCCUUCUCUCUGAUGGAGGACCCGGAGGUCAGACUGCUGGUGCUCACCAUACUCCUCAGUGUUAUAGACAGACACGACAACACACCCAAGUUCUCUAGCAUCAGCAUUAUAUCAGAUAUCUCUGUUCUCAAACUGAAAGUGGACAAAUGCUCUCGACAGGACAACCUUUUCAUGAAGAAGCAUGCACAGCAGUUGUACCGCCACAUCUACUUGGCGUGUAAGGAGCAGAGCAGCGGUCCGCAGCACUUUGAGACGCUCUACACCCUUCUGGCCCUCAUCAGCAUGGAACUGGCCAACGAAGAGGUGGUGGUGGACCUCAUCAGACUGGCCCUGGCCCUGCAGGAAUUGGCUCAGACCAACGAGGAGUCUCUGUCAGUGUAUAACCGCUGUGCUGUCCAUGCCCUCUCUGCUGCCUACCUCAACCUCAUCUGUCAACUUACCACCGUCCCCACCUUCUGCCAGCACAUACACGAGGUGAUUGAGAUGAGACAGAAGGAGGUGCCCUUCCUUCUCCCUGAGGACAUCUUCAUAGAAAACCCCAAGCUCCCUGCCUCUCUGGAGAAGUUGGAGGGGGAUGUUCUGUUCCAGCAGUCUAAGAUCACGGAAGUCCUGGGGGGCAGCGGCUACAACACAGACAGACUGGCCACACUCUACAUCCCUCAGUUCACAGACGAGGACCGUCUGUCCAAGAGGAAGAGCAUUGGAGAGACCAUCUCACUACAGGUGGAGGUGGAGUCUAGGAACAGCCCAGAGAAAGAGGAGAGGACUCCAGCAGAGGAGAUCACAUUUGAAACUCUGAAAAACGCCAUCGUGGACAGUGUGGGGAUGGAGGAGCAGGAGAGAGAGCGCAGAAGGCAGGUGGUGGAGAAGUUCCAGAAGGCCCCCUUCGAGGAGAUCGCUGCCCACUGCGGUGCCAGGGCCACAUUGCUGCAGAGCAAACUCAAUCAGAUCUUUGAGAUCACAAUCAGACCCCCUCCCAGCCCGUCUGGUACCAUCUCGUCAGGCUACGGCCAGACCCAGAGCCGCUCGGUGCCCGUCUACGAGAUGAAGUUCCCUGACCUCUGUGUCUACUAGCCCUAAAGGUCAGGGGUCACCCUAGGAGGAGAGGGGUACAGGGGGUGUGGAGCUACAGCAGCCCUCGGUGUUAAAACAACUACAGACUCUGUGACCCGUUCCCCCUGCUCCCCAUUCUCUCUGUCAAGAGCUACUGACAUGACUGACAAUGUGUUUUUUGCACUGUGAUCGCAGACAAAACAAAUAGACAAACAAAAAGGCAGCAGUGUGAGCUAUUGACCCUUCACCCUUUGCUUGACCCCUCCCCACAACCUAAAAAUGCCCAAAUGACUGCCACCUGCUUGGAUUAGACUGUAGCCAGAAAGACUGUGGAGAAGAACAAUUGAUGGACAGAGGAUGGCUAGAACAGGGAGGAGAGAAGAUAGUGAUCCCCAGUUUUAACCUUCUCCUUUUCCCCCUGAUUGACUUGCUGCAUGCCCACCUCUCUAAACAUCUGCCUUGACCCCAUUACUAGUGUCUAGAUGUUGUCCUAGCUUAUCCCUCACUGGAUGCAUUACUAGCCGUAGUGCACCUACACCAAAAUGGCCAACUGCCAAAUGGAACGAAAUCAUAUUUGCUCAUUCGUUUUAUUGUAUUGUAAUUCUUUUGUUUUAGCAAUGGAAACUGUACUGACAAAUGUAGGUAAUCUAGUGUUACUUUUAGUUUUCAGUGGGAUGACUACUUCUGAAACACUAUCCCCACUCCCUGCUCAAACCAUUCAGUUAUAAAUGAACUCAGUGUUUGCUUGGUGCUUUUCAUAUGUCUUUUUAGGUUUUUAUUUUAUGUCUCUGGGGUGAGAACUCCAGAGUAUUUUUUUGUAUCACUGCGUGUUAACCGGGAGUGCUUUUGAUGCUGACCCAAAUUAUGUUCAUUUUGUAUUUUUUACCCCCUUGCUUUUUAAAUGUUGUAUAUUUUAAUCCAUGAAUUGACUGCAAAGGUUAAAGUGUGUGACCUGUGUACUAUCCUCCUACAGGUGACUCCAGCAGACCUAGAUUCAACCAGUCCAACCGUUCAUAAAACCAGUCAUAGCUUUCCCACUUUGUAAGGAUCUGAAGGGUUUACAGUUAUGUUUACAUGCUCAAACACUAGCAUAUGGGUCGUUCCAUCAAUUCGGUGCCUUUUGAGAUUGUCGUAAAGAGCAACUUAAUAAAAAAAGAACAUGUUUUCCCAUCUCAAGAGAUUAAAUUAAAAUAAAUACUAUAUAUAUUAAGUGCCUAUUAAGUGCC
Molecule: messenger RNA, 4324 nt
Organism: Coregonus clupeaformis (lake whitefish)
Lineage: Eukaryota; Metazoa; Chordata; Actinopteri; Salmoniformes; Salmonidae
Gene: efr3bb
Product: EFR3 homolog Bb (S. cerevisiae)
Exons: 23
Coding region: 465-3119 (884 amino acids)
Biological process (GO): protein localization to plasma membrane
Cellular component (GO): plasma membrane
Source: RefSeq, a predicted model, not a curated record